Phyllostomus discolor (pale spear-nosed bat) is the source of this 5540-nucleotide messenger RNA. It is a transcript of the gene ETV1, whose product is annotated as ETS variant transcription factor 1. NCBI's taxonomy places the organism in Eukaryota, Metazoa, Chordata, Mammalia, Chiroptera, Phyllostomidae. Gene Ontology annotation, cellular component: nucleus. Gene Ontology annotation, biological process: cell differentiation; regulation of transcription by RNA polymerase II. The transcript has 13 exons. The record is from RefSeq and is a predicted model, not a curated record. The coding region runs from base 848 to 2281 and encodes 477 amino acids. Gene Ontology annotation, molecular function: DNA-binding transcription factor activity, RNA polymerase II-specific; sequence-specific DNA binding.
GAUUACAGGGGCUGAGUUAUCCCCGGAGUGCUGGGCGGCGGGACACCCUUGCUAUUGGCUCUCCGCCUGGCUGCACCCUCAGAAAAUACCCGAAAGCCUCACUACCCCAGCCUCGAGGCCCCGGCUGCGCCCGGAAACCCUCCCUGGCUGAGGUUAAAGUGCAGUUCCCGCUCAAAGUGCUUGUAGGUGCGCCUUGGCACCGGCUACUCUGAUUUACUAGUUUCAGGGAAUGCACGGUGUAUGCCCUUGUUCCCCGUGAUUAUUGGGCGUUUCUCCAGUAAUAAGUUUUUCUAAAAUUUAUGUAAAACUUUUUUUUUUUUUUACGUAGAUCUUUCUUCUGGUUCCUGCGGAGUCUUGCUCAUACUCCAUUUUAAUGUGUCUGCAUACCCUUCCAUUUCAGGAAGGAAAGUUUCAAAUAGAAAUUGAGUACUGAAGCAUGUUUCCCAAUGGGCAGAACAGCUGCCGGAAACAUCUUUUGGUCUGUAGCUCUGGUCGUUACCGGGAUCAAAAGUGAAUCUCAGCACUAUUGAGUUCCUGGUCCCAUCCCCGCGGCCUCCCCUGCCCUGCUGGGCUGCGGCUUCCUAAGUUCUACAGCUCCAAGCCCCACAGGAGGGUGAGGGCAAGUGGUUUCAGAGUUGCAGCCCUCACUUUUUAACGUCCCAGCCAUUGUCCUUGAAACCCGAGCCCCCUCACCGCUCGCCCCCCAACUCCGGGUAGUGGCUGCGUAAAAGCAGAAGAGGAAGUGAAAGCAUAAAGUACAGUUGAUAGAGGUCCAGAUCCCGAGGAAAUCUCCAGCUAAAUGCUCAAAAUAUAAAACACUGAGCUGAGAUUUGCGAAGAGCAGCAGAAUGGAUGGAUUUUAUGACCAGCAAGUGCCUUACAUGGUCACCAAUAAUCAGCGUGGGAGAAAUUGUAACGAGAGACCAACAAAUGUCAGGAAAAGAAAAUUCAUUAACAGAGAUCUGGCUCAUGAUUCAGAAGAACUCUUUCAAGAUCUAAGUCAAUUACAGGAAACGUGGCUUGCAGAAGCUCAGGUACCUGACAAUGAUGAGCAGUUUGUGCCAGACUAUCAGGCUGAAAGUUUGGCUUUUCAUGGCCUACCACUGAAAAUCAAGAAAGAACCCCACAGCCCAUGUUCAGAACUCGGCUCUGCCUGCAGUCAAGAGCAGCCCUUUAAAUUCAGCUAUGGAGAAAAGUGCCUGUACAAUGUCAGUGCCUAUGAUCAGAAGCCACAAGUGGGAAUGAGGCCCUCCAACCCCCCCACCCCUUCCAGCACUCCUGUGUCCCCACUACAUCAUGCAUCUCCAAACUCAACUCACACUCCGAAACCUGACCACGCCUUCCCAGCUCACCUCCCUCCAUCACAGCCCAUGCAAGACAGCAGAUACCCCAUGGACCACAGAUUUCGCCGCCAGCUUUCUGAACCCUGUAACUCCUUUCCUCCUUUGCCGACAAUGCCAAGGGAAGGACGUCCCAUGUACCAACGGCAGAUGUCUGAGCCCAACAUCCCCUUCCCACCUCAAGGCUUUAAGCAGGAGUACCAUGACCCAGUGUAUGAACACAGCACCAUGGUUGGUGGUGCGCCCAGUCAAAGCUUCCCCCCUCCUCUGAUGAUUAAACAGGAACCCAGAGACUUUGCAUAUGAUUCAGAAGUGCCUAGCUGCCACUCCAUUUACAUGCGGCAAGAAGGCUUCCUGGCUCAUCCCGGCAGAACAGAAGGUUGUAUGUUUGAAAAGGGCCCCAGGCAGUUUUAUGACGACACCUGUGUUGUCCCAGAGAAAUUUGAUGGAGACAUCAAACAAGAGCCAGGAAUGUAUCGGGAAGGACCCACAUACCAGCGGCGGGGAUCACUUCAGCUGUGGCAGUUUUUGGUAGCUCUUCUGGACGACCCCUCAAAUUCUCAUUUCAUUGCCUGGACUGGGCGAGGCAUGGAAUUUAAACUGAUUGAGCCUGAAGAGGUGGCUCGGCGUUGGGGCAUUCAGAAAAACAGGCCAGCUAUGAACUAUGAUAAACUUAGCCGUUCACUCCGCUAUUAUUAUGAGAAAGGCAUCAUGCAAAAGGUGGCAGGGGAGAGAUACGUCUACAAAUUUGUGUGUGAUCCAGAAGCCCUCUUCUCCAUGGCCUUUCCGGAUAAUCAGCGCCCGCUUUUGAAGACGGACAUGGAGCGUCACAUCAACGAGGAGGACACGGUGCCUCUGUCUCACUUCGACGAGAGCAUGGCCUACAUGCCGGAGGGGGGCUGCUGCAACCCCCACGCCUACAACGAAGGCUACGUGUACUAACACGAGGACAGUCGGGCAGGGCCUCCGCGCUUUCCCUCUUUUCGGAAGCUGCAGAGAAUCCGAAUUCUCUUCAAUCUUUGUUUGAUUUUUGUUGUUUGUAUUUUAUUUUUAAAUAAUAAUACACAAAAAGGGGCUUUUCCUGUUGCAUUAUUCUAUGGUCUGCCAUGGACUGCGCACUUUAUUUGUGGGUGGGUGGGAGGAAUCUAAACACUUAUUCCGUGUAACAGGAAAGUAACGGGUGAAUGGGCGGGGGAGGGGGGAGUGGGGGAUUACUUUUUACUUUGGCUUGGGAUGGGGUCCUACAGGUUUUAAGUAUGAUGAAGCUAUAUCAUGUUUAUUUGAUUUCAUAACAACAUAAGAAAAUGUUCAUUUUUUUUUCCGGGUAUCUAUGGUACAGUUAAUUCAUGUUGUGUAAAUAUCCACUUGGAGACUAUUUGCCUUGGGCAUCUUCCCCUAUCAUUUCUGCGUCUCUGCAAGGUGUACAAAAAAAAUGUCCGUUUAAGUGUUAGAAAUUACUGUUUCUGCACCUCUUGUAGAAAGGUAUUUAGAGAUUGUAUUUGCUGGGUUUUGUUUUGUUUUGCUUUAUAUAUGACUCAACAGAGGAUGACCAUAAUAAGGGUAAUUCUCUCUGAAGUUCAGUAAUCACCAUGACUGUAAAUGAGGGGCACACUUUUGGACUCUGGCUCCAAGCUGAGUCACAGGCCAGUAGCAUUACAUGUAUCUGGUGCCACCUUGCUAUUUAGACACAAAUCAUACUGUUGUUUCAAUAUUUUGAAGCCCAUUUCAGUUAAACAAUGAUACAUCAUGGUCCUUGAGAUCUUCAUUUACAUGUUAAAUCUGGGAUCACCAUGAUGCAAAAAAUAUCUGUCUUUUCACUUCUUUCAGUACAUAAAAUAUUAUUUAAUCUGUAAGAAUUAACUGUACUAAAUCACAUAUUAUGCUGUUCUAGAUACAGCAAGCACUCCUUAAGAAAAAUAUCCAGUACACUAAAUAGGUACUAUAGUAAUUUUUAGAGAUGGUACCCAUUGAUAUGCAUCUAAAUCUUUUACUGCUGUGUUAUGUUGAUAACAUAUAAAUAUUAGAUAAUGCUAAUGCUUCUGCUGCUGUCUUUUCUGUAAUAUUCUCUUUCAUGCUGAAUUUACUAUGACCAUUUAUAAGCAAUGCAGUUAACUACACAUAGCAUUUCAGGACAAAAUAGAUGACUCAAACCAUUUAUUGCUUAAAAACUAGCUUACGCCAUGCUAUGCUCUAAGCAGCUUUUAUGCACAUUGACAAAUGAAGAGUAAGCUUCAGCUUGCUAAGGGAAACUGUGGAAACUUUUGUAACUUUCGGUGACAUGGAAAAUUAUUUACAAACUGUCAAAGUAUAUGAGGAAGUUGCUGUAUGACAUAGUGCUGGCACUGAAAUUAUCUGUCCCUCAUCUUGUUUUGGAUACUCAUGUAAAUGUGAUUGGAUUGUUUGAAAGAAGAUUUAAAUUUAAAGAUUUAAAGUUUCAAAGGUUUUUGUUUUGUUUUUGUUUUGCAUUUGGAGAAAAUACUUAAAGUAGGAUAUGUUGUACCAUUCACCUUGAAAAAAAAACCACAAGUAAAGGGUUUUAUAGUAUAUCUCAAUAGCUUGCUAAAUGAUUCACGCAAGAACUGUGAAUUUUGUUCAAUCCACAAAUAUCCCAAAAGAAUGACAUUUUUUAAAGAGUAUAUAUCAAAAUGUUAAAAAAAAAUCCUACACAAAUCCAAAAUCACCAUCAGAAAGCACUUCACCAAAUGCAGGACAGAUCGUUGAAAGAUCCAUCUCCUGGCUACCCUUUUUCCCACUUAUGCCUAAAUUGAACAGCUAUUGGCAAACCCACAUACCAUAAUCACUAUUAUUUACAUUUAAUCCUACAAAAGAUUCUAAUUUCAAUAUAUAUGUAUGUAACCUGUCAUUUCAAUAAUUAUUCCACACAUGCAUUAUACAUCAUCGGGCCCAUUGUGGGCUAAGAAGUAUGCCUUAAAAAUCUGAACUUGUAUCCCCCUCACUUUGCUCCUGUGGCCAUUUACUGAGAACGAAUUUUAAACUAUUCCGCUAAAGUUAUACUGGAAAAAGAAUUGACAUAUUUGAAGAAAUUGAAAGUGGGUCUUUACAAUAUGAUCUAAAUGAAAAGUGUAUUGAGGAUUCUGUGUCUUUUUAUUUUCUCUCUUUUUUUUCUCUUUUAAAAUUCUCUAGUUUGCCAGUGGGGAAGAAUUGGGCUACGAGUUACCUUAAGAAAUCAAAAGAAGAAUCGGUUUCACUUAUAUAAUAUUUAAGGACAAACUAUAUAUUUUGUUGUUUAAGGUGGUGACUCACUGAAUGGAAUAAUUGGCCAACAUUGAGGAUAUUUCCAAUACAGAAGGGUUUAAAACAUUGCAUUAUAAACUUUUGGGAAAUGUAUAUAAAUUUUUUUAAGUUCUGUUUUCAUUCUACUUUUUGUUUGGCUGUGUUUUUAUUUUCAGAUAGAUUAAUAAAUCUGGCAGCUGAUUUCUGCAAGAUUCUUGUGUUCUGAAUUUCUAACUGAAUUGGCUACUCCUCCAUAGAAAUCCAUUAAUAAUAUGACAUUUCCCUUCAACUUGGUAAGAGUCACUAAAAGAAGUAUCUCCCCUAGUAUUUGCUUCCUCUUGAUGACAUGCUAAUACCCAGCAGACUAAUUCUAAUAAAGAAUGUCAAAUCCCAGAUAGCUAGUGAAAAAUAAUUUUUCUUAAGUUAUGCCUAUUAAAAGUGCUUAAAAAUAAAAAUCUGAAAGGCUGACAGUGCAGAGCAAUGUUCUCAAAUAAUAGAAGGAUCUUGGAGGUCAUUUAAUUAAACCUUUUUACGGAUUGUACGGGCAUACCUCGCUUUAUUGCGCUUUGCUUUAUUGGGCUUCACCGGAGUUGCACUUUUUACAAACUGAAGGCAAGAUCCUCCACCAGCAAAAAAAUAACGCCUUGCUUUCUUGAGAUACUGGCUUUAUUAUAGUGGCCUGGAAUGGAACCCGCAAUAUCUUUGAGGUAUGCCUGUAUUAGUUUCCUGUAGAUGCUGUAAAAAAUGACCACAAAUUCAUCAGCUUAAAGCAACACAAAUUUACCCUCAUAGUUCUGGAGAGCAGAAGCCCAAAAAGAGCCUAAAAGGGCUAAAAUCAAGAUGUCUGCUGGGCUUGUUUCUUCUGGAGGCUCCAGGGGCCAACCCCAUCCUAGCAUCUUCCACUUUUAGAGGCUGAUGACAGCUCCUGGCCUCUGGCUUUUGGCUCCAUCACUUCAAUAUCUUCUUU